UAGGUUGUGAGGGCCAAUUCAUAUACUCAUCUCUUGAAUUCUGUUUUGCUUUUUAUUUUGUUUCUCAAGAUAUAAGGGAAAAAGCAAACAAAAAAGCAUGCUGUUACAAAAAUUAUGUUUCAAAUACCCUGCUCUUAGAUUUAGUCAUAAAGUUGAAAAAACUUUGAGCAGGUUAUUUAGUGUUAGUUAUACUUCAUCAAUGGAGGACACGCUUCUGAAGGACUAUGAUGAUCAGCAGGUACAAUUGAUGAAAGAGCCAUGCAUUCUUGUGAAUGAUCAUGAUGAAGUUAUUGGAACAGCUUCAAAGAAAUCAUGUCAUCUUCUGAGUAAUAUAAAUAAUGGAAUGUUACAUAGAGCUUUUAGCGUCUUUCUUUUCAGUAGCAAGAAUGAACUUCUUCUUCAACAGCGGUCUGACGCAAAGAUUACAUUCCCGGGUCUUUUUACAAACACCUGUUGUAGUCAUCCAUUAAAUGUUGAUUUAGAGAUGGAGGAAAAGAAUGCAAUGGGAGUCAAACGUGCGGCACAGCGUAAACUUUUCCACGAGCUUGGCAUCACUCCCGAGCAAAUCCCGUUAGAUACUUUUAAAUACCUGACUCGCAUCCGAUACAAGGCAGUUAAUAUACCGGACGACAAGAAAUUUGGAGAAAAUGAAAUAGAUUAUGUUUUGAUCAUUUGUAAGGACGUUGAUUUAAGCAUAAAUACCAACGAGGUGAAGAGUAUCCAAUACGUUACGAAGGAGGAGCUCAAAGAGCUUAUAAAAUCAUGUGAGAUGGGGAAUGUAGUGUUGACACCAUGGUUUAAGCUGAUUUGUGAACAUUUUUUGUUUCAGUGGUGGGAUAACCUAGAUAAUUUGAAGAAGCUAGAAGAUCAUAAGAAUAUACAUGACUUUACAGAUAAAGUUUGAUGUGAAUUUACUUACGUCUAAUCAGUAUAUGUCACACCUUUAUAUGGUCAUCAUAGGAGUAACAAUGGAGGCAAAAUUUUGAUCAUUAUUAUUUAUCUUUAUAUUAUAUCAUCUAAUUUUUGUAAGGAUAUAUAUGUACAAUAUAUUUCAAGGAAUAUAAAUGAAUAUACUGUGCAAAAUAGAAAUAAAACAUGUGUUUGAA
Molecule: messenger RNA, 1106 nt
Organism: Ruditapes philippinarum (Manila clam)
Lineage: Eukaryota; Metazoa; Mollusca; Bivalvia; Venerida; Veneridae
Product: isopentenyl-diphosphate Delta-isomerase 1-like
Exons: 1
Coding region: 98-904 (268 amino acids)
Biological process (GO): isopentenyl diphosphate biosynthetic process; isoprenoid biosynthetic process
Cellular component (GO): cytoplasm
Molecular function (GO): isopentenyl-diphosphate delta-isomerase activity
Source: RefSeq, a predicted model, not a curated record